CCAAUAACAAAACCCACACUAUCGUCAAUCCAUACGGCCUGCAACUUUGUAAUACAUAUAAAUAUAGUCACAUUUUAGCCUCUCAAACAAAACCAAGAUUAACAUGGCUAAUUAUCACCAUUUUUCCAUUCCUAUUUUGCUUCUCAUGACUCUCUCUAUGAUAAGCAACAACUCAAAGGUUGUAGGGGCUCGUCAUCUCCUCGAGACAGUGACACCAAUAUUGCCAGAAGUACCAGAGCUUCCGAAGCCAGAGCUGCCUCCUCUUCCCACAUUCCCAAGUCUUCCAAAGCCUGAUCAUGUGCUUCCUCCAUUGCCAAAAGUUGAAUUGCCACCAUUGCCUCAUAUUCCAACUUUGCCAAAGCCUGAAUUGCCUGCUCUUCCAAAGUUUCCUGAGCUGCCUCAGCCCACUUUGCCAACCAUUCCAGCCUUCACUCCACCUCAUCACUGAACCACUACAAAAUAUGUAGCACUUGUUGUGUGAAAUUCUUAAAUUGGCUGGAGUGCUAGCUUUUUCUUUAUCUUCAUUUUUUAAUUAGUGGAUGGAGAUUUUCCAUAUAUGUAUUUUGUUUACAAAAAAUAUUUGUAUGAUUCUGGCCAUAGAUGUACAGGAUCUAUUAUAUUGUUAUACAUGAGAAAUUUGUUCCGUUUGUUUGGUUAUACAA
Messenger RNA from Ziziphus jujuba (common jujube), 662 nucleotides. Its product is annotated as protein PELPK2. The transcript has a single exon. The coding region runs from base 104 to 448 and encodes 114 amino acids. NCBI's taxonomy places the organism in Eukaryota, Viridiplantae, Streptophyta, Magnoliopsida, Rosales, Rhamnaceae. The record is from RefSeq and is a predicted model, not a curated record.